Ectocarpus sp. CCAP 1310/34 is the source of this 288-nucleotide messenger RNA. NCBI's taxonomy places the organism in Eukaryota, Phaeophyceae, Ectocarpales, Ectocarpaceae. The record is from the annotation of a GenBank genome assembly.
AUGAUGGGCGUGACUGCGUGGUCGGGGUCAGCGGCAGCUGGUCUGCUUUGGUGCCUCCUGUUGGCAGGCACCAGGGUGCCGACAGGCUCCGCUGGGAGCAUACGGCUGACGGAGUGUCCCGCGGACGCGCCAGAGGCCACGUUUAGCUGGGAGAACGACGGAGACUACCUGUACGUGGAAGGGGACGGCUCUUGCGUGACGCUGCCGGACAUUUACAACGGAGUCGACAACCCUCCGCUUACUUAUCAUACGGUCGAUGGGGAUGAGAGCGACACGGAGACAGGGUGA